Perca flavescens (yellow perch) is the source of this 1429-nucleotide messenger RNA. RefSeq names its product adrenoceptor alpha 1Aa (gene adra1aa). The transcript is spliced from 2 exons. The coding region runs from base 29 to 1429 and encodes 466 amino acids. Gene Ontology annotation, biological process: phospholipase C-activating G protein-coupled receptor signaling pathway; positive regulation of cytosolic calcium ion concentration; adenylate cyclase-activating adrenergic receptor signaling pathway. Gene Ontology annotation, molecular function: alpha1-adrenergic receptor activity. Lineage: Eukaryota; Metazoa; Chordata; Actinopteri; Perciformes; Percidae. The record is from RefSeq and is a predicted model, not a curated record. Gene Ontology annotation, cellular component: plasma membrane.
AGCUUUACCGCGUAGUAUUCGGGAGCCGAUGUUUCCCGCGUUGGACAACAUGACCCCGGCUCCUCUGACGCAGAACUGCUCCAACUGCAGCCAGCCUUUAGUCGCGGAGCUCAACGUGGUCAAAGCCGUGGUUCUCGGCCUCGUUCUGGGCGGCAUCAUUCUGUUUGGAAUCGUGGGAAACAUCCUGGUAAUCCUCUCCGUGGUUUGCCAUCGCCACCUGCGGACAGUCACGCACUAUUUCAUCGUGAACCUAGCCGUGGCGGACCUGCUUCUGAGCUCCACAGUCCUGCCGUUCUCCGCCAUUUUGGAGAUCGUGGACCGAUGGGUGUUCGGACGGGUUUUUUGCAACGUUUGGGCGGCCGUGGACGUUCUGUGCUGCACCGCCUCCAUCAUGAGCCUGUGCGUUAUCUCGGUUGACCGCUACAUCGGCGUCAGCUACCCGCUGCGCUACCCGACCAUCGUGACGAAGCGCAGGGCUCUGCUGGCCGUGCUGCUGCUCUGGGCGCUGUCCGUGGUCAUCUCUAUCGGACCUCUGUUCGGCUGGAAAGAGCCGGCGCCGGAGGACGACUCCAUCUGCAAGAUAACGGAGGAGCCGGGCUACGCCAUCUUCUCCGCGGUGGGAUCUUUCUACCUCCCGCUGGCGGUCAUCCUGGCGAUGUACUGCCGCGUUUACGUGGUCGCCCACAGGGAGAGCCGAGACCUGAGGGAGGGCCACAAGACGGAGAAGUCGGAUUCGGAGGGAGUCACGCUCAGGAUGCACCGAGGCAACGCCACGGCGUCCGAAGACGAGUCGCUCCGCAGCCGCACGCACUUCGCCCUGCGGCUGCUCAAGUUCUCGCGUGAGAAGAAGGCCGCCAAGACGUUGGGCAUCGUGGUCGGCUGCUUCGUGUUGUGCUGGUUGCCCUUCUUCCUGGCGCUUCCCAUCGGCUCCAUCUUUCCCGCGUACCGACCUUCAGACACCGUCUUCAAGAUCACCUUCUGGCUCGGCUACUUCAACAGCUGCAUCAACCCCAUCAUCUACCCCUGCUCCAACCAGGAGUUCAACAAGGCUUUCCAGAGCUUACUGGCAGUGUGCUGCCUGAGAAACACCCCCAGAUCGCAGCAUCGCCAGCUGAGUGCCGGCCAGAGCCUCGCGCCGAGCCACGGCCAGAACCUGACCCUGGGAUUGGACGGCAGGGCGGCUCCGAGUCGGCUCAGCCCGUCUUCUUCUACGGCGCUGUCCCGGACGCCGUCGUCCAGGGAUAGCCGGGAGUGGAGAGGCUCCAUCUCGGGCGAGACGAGCCGAGAUAAAGUGGCCAAACUCUGCAGUAAAAGCUUCCACCGAAGCUGCUGCUGCUUCCCUAACUGCUCCGCACCCCCUGCCGCCAGAAACCUUCCCACCAUCAAAAUCCACCAGCUGUCGCUGUCGGACAGAGGAGAGCCCGUAUAG